AUGUCCUACAACCCCGUUCCAAACAAUGAUCCCGGCUUUGUCUCCAGAACCAAAGCUGAGGACGAUUUCAAACCUGUUCCAAGCAAUGAUCCCGGCUUUGUAAAUCUUUCAUCCCAACGUCCCGUUGAUUCUGCAUUUUCUCCAGAGACCUUUGCGCAAGCCUACUCCAAGGGGUUCUCGGAGGGUUUCCUACAGGGCGUUUUGAAGGGAGCUAGUGGGGAGAUCCAGAAGGCUUUGGAACUUUCCAAGUCUGGAUUUAAUGCAGGAGGAUUUCAGUCCGGUGGUUUGCAGUCCGAUGGUUUUCAGUCCGGUGGUUUUGAACAGAACAAGGGCUUUCAGUCUGGCUUUCAGUCCGGCGGUUUCCAGUCCGCUGGUUUUGAGCAGGAGAAAGCUGCUCAACAGGGCGAGGAUCUGUAA
Molecule: messenger RNA, 417 nt
Organism: Aspergillus viridinutans
Lineage: Eukaryota; Fungi; Ascomycota; Eurotiomycetes; Eurotiales; Aspergillaceae
Exons: 1
Coding region: 1-417 (138 amino acids)
Source: RefSeq, a predicted model, not a curated record